This is a messenger RNA of Pezoporus flaviventris, 5327 nucleotides long. RefSeq names its product collagen type XVII alpha 1 chain (gene COL17A1). The transcript is spliced from 57 exons. The record is from RefSeq and is a predicted model, not a curated record. NCBI's taxonomy places the organism in Eukaryota, Metazoa, Chordata, Aves, Psittaciformes, Psittacidae. Bases 198 to 4730 code for a protein of 1510 amino acids.
GAAAAGCAGAAGAAGGGCGAGAAUAAAACAGGUUGACUAAAGAAGAGGUGAACAUUUUUGGAUGAUCACUCAGAUUCCACACACCUUUGGAAGGACGUGAUAUAAAGUGUAGGUGGCAAAUUCUGGUAGAAAGAAAACGGUUGAGGAGAAAAACAGAUUUUCAGUUCAGUAAGCAAAGCACUCCAGGUGGCAAUGGUAUGGAUUCUGUAACAAAGAAAACGAGGCAAGAUGGAUCAGAAGUUACUGAAAGACUUAUUACAGAGACUGUGACCACAAGACUGACGUCCUUGCCACCCAAAGGAGGGAGCAGCAGUGGGCUCAAAACGUCAUCCCACACUGGAGGGAGUGGAGUGGAAAAGAGAUCUUACACCCAUAGCAGCAGCUAUGUGACUUCAAGUGGAAGUGGUAGAUUGAAUUCAAUGUCAUCUUCUGGCUACAGACAAACCCAGUCUCCCAGCUCUACUCUCACCAAAUCACCUGGCUCGACAUUUGAAAGAAAAACCUAUGUCAACCGCCAUGCAACAUACGAAGGGAGCUCCAGUGCCAACUCUUCUCCUGAGUUUCCCAGAAAAGAGUUUGCAUCUGCAGCCACAAGAGGGAGAAGCCAAAGUCGAGAGAGUGAAAUACGAGUCCGACUGCAGAGUGCAUCUCCUUCUGGCAGAUGGACAGAACUGGAUGAUGUGAAACGUUUGCUGAAAGGAAGUCGAUCAGCCAGCUGCAGCCCUACUCGAUCACCAUCAAGUACACUCCCGAUACCAAAAAAGGCUGUGGUGGAGACAAAGAUGGUUACGGAGAGCUCUCAGUCAGUGUCGGGGACAUAUGAUACAACCGUACUGAAUACCGCUCUCCCUUCAUACAUGUGGUCAUCCACUCUGCCUGCUGGGUCUUCCCUUGGUGGAUACCAUAACAGCUCUUCCUUGAUCAAUGCUAUGUCUCACUCUACAGGUUCAGUUUUUGGUGUCCCAAAUAACCUGGCUCCCAGCACUCAUACUCUGAACGCAGGCCUGAGCGCUUCCUCUACAGUGUUUGGAGUUCAAAACAACCUGUCUCCAAGCUCUUCAACCCUGCCCCAGAAUGCUACUGCAGCUUCUGCAGCAUAUGGGAUGAAGAACACUUCACAGAGCAACACCAUGGCAAGUACUGGUGUGUCUACCACAGCAGGGGGAACAGUUUUGAGCUCCCAGGGAGAAGACAUUCUGCGCAAAGACUGCAAGUUCCUGCUGCUGGAGAAGGAGAAUGCCCCAGCAAAGGAGGUGGAGCGCUUGAUCAUGAACAAGGACAGUGGUAAAGUCUUUAGUGCCUCUACCACUGGACUUAAUGGAGGAUCCUUUGCAGAAGACACUUUGAAGAAAGAGAAGCAGGGAUUGACCUCCUCUUAUACUACAGAUACUGGCAUAAAAUCAGAUGCAAAUGGAGGACUAAAAUCAGCAGCAACAAGGGACAAAGCAGCUUAUGCAGAAAUACGGAAUGGUGAUGUGGGGGGUGCAGUCGGAUCAGCACCAUCCUGGUGUCCCUGUAGUUCCUGCUGUAGCUGGUGGAAAUGGCUCCUGGGUUUGCUUCUGGCCUGGUUGCUUCUCCUUGGAUUGCUUUUUGGACUCAUAGCUCUGGCGGAAGAGGUGCGAAAGCUGAAAGCUCGUGUGGAAGACCUGGAAAGAAUCAAUGGCGGCCUUCUGGCAAUUAACCAAGGGAAUUCAAAAAUAGAAAAGGAUGUUUCAAGAGUAGACUUUCUUCAUGGUAUUUCACCCUCCUCAAGCUUCCCUUAUGAAAAUGAAGAGGCAGUCUGGCUGAUGGUGAAGAGCAGACUGAACAAGGAAAUGGAACGAGGCUACUUCCGAGGGGAGAGAGGAGAACCUGGUGAGAAAGGUGACAUGGGAAUGCAAGGUCCCAGAGGAGAGCGAGGACUUCCUGGUGUCCCAGGCAUUCCUGGUCCAAUUGGACGCCAAGGACCAGAAGGACCAAAAGGACAGAAAGGCAGCAUGGGUGAUCCAGGCAUGGAAGGUCCUAUGGGACAGAGAGGUCGAGAAGGGCUACCAGGGCCUCGAGGGGAGCCUGGACCACCAGGAUUUGGAGAAAAAGGAGACAGAGGUGGUAUUGGUGAGCCAGGUCCUCCAGGGCCACCUGGUCCCCCGGGUUCUGCUGGCCUUAAAGGUCUGAUGGGUUCUCCAGGCCCACAAGGUCCUCCAGGUCCUCCUGGCCUACAAGGGUUUAGAGGAGAAGCAGGUCUCCCAGGUGCUAAAGGUGAGAAAGGAGCUGCUGGAGCCCCUGGACCCAAAGGUGAUCAGGGUGAGAAGGGUUCUCGUGGAAUGACAGGUGAACAAGGCUCAAGAGGAACUCCUGGUCCUCCAGGAGAGCCAGGGGCUAAAGGACCUGCAGGACAAGCUGGCCGUGAUGGACAGCCAGGUGAAAAAGGUGAACCAGGUCUUAUGGGAAUGCCAGGAGCCCGAGGCCCCCCAGGACCCUCUGGAGAUGCAGGAGAACCAAGUCUCACAGGACCCCAAGGACCACCAGGACUUCCAGGCAACCCAGGCCUACCAGGGGCUAAAGGAGAACCUGGAGCUCCGGGAAAAGUUGUAAGUGCUGAGGGUUCCUCAACUAUUGCUCUGCCAGGCCCACCAGGUCCUCCUGGCCCAGCUGGCCCCACUGGACCCCCAGGUGUUCCAGGUCCUGUUGGACCAGCUGGUCUCCCUGGACAGCAAGGUCCACGGGGCGAGAAGGGAUCCCCAGGUGAAGCUGUGAUAGAAACUAUCAGAACAGAAGUCUCAUCAUUAGCAUCUCAAAUGCUGUCAGAUUUACAAGGGCGAGCAGGACCACCAGGUCCCCCUGGACCACCGGGUGAAUCUGUGCAGGGACCCCCUGGACCUCGUGGCCCCCCAGGAGAAGGAUUGCCAGGACCUCCAGGCCCACCAGGGAGAUCAGGGUCUUCCAUGUCUGCCUCAGAAGCAUUCUUCACAGGCCCACCAGGUCCACCAGGCCCACCAGGCCCGAAGGGAGACCAAGGUGAACGAGGUCCACAAGGAUUCAGAGGGGAACCGGGUGAGCCUGGUCUUUCAGCAUUCUCCUCCCAUGGUGAGGGAGUCACCAUACAGGGACCUCCAGGCCCACCAGGCCCACCUGGACCCAAAGGUGAUGCAGGUGUCCCAGGCGCUCCUGGCAUCCCAGGAGCAUCUCGAGGUGGAUCCAGACAAGGACCCCCUGGACCUCCCGGGCCACCCGGUCCUCCUGGCCCAGGUGGAAGUUCAUCUCAGGAGAUUCAGCAGUAUAUCACUGACUACCUGAAGAGUGACAAUGUAAGGCAAUAUUUGACUGGUGCCCAAGGCCCUCCAGGCCCUCCGGGCCCACCUGGAGUCAUCACCACUGCGGAUGGGAUGAACUUGGAUUAUGCGGAGCUGGCUACCCGUGUUAUGAGCUAUAUGACAAGCUCUUCAGAUCGCUAUCAGUCAUUUGCCAGUUCUGUAUCAACUACAUCUGUUUUGUACCAAGAACUUCUGGACAUGCUGCAGAGAGAAGAAAUUCGUCAGUAUCUGGUGGGACCUCGGGGCCCACCAGGACCUCCUGGACCAGGGGGAGAUGGCGUGUCUCUGUCACUGGAUUAUGAUGAGCUGACCAGACGGUUUAUCAGCUACUUGACAAGUUCUGGGAUGAGCAUUGGGCUCCCUGGACCACCUGGGCCUCCAGGGACACCUGGUAUAUCUUACAGUGACCUGACAGCAUACCUCAGAAACUCUGAAUUCAGUGGGCUUGUUGGGCCCCCUGGUCCUGCAGGGCCCCAAGGACCUCCGGGGAUCCCUGGAUCACCAGGCAUCUCUCUGGAGGACUUCUCUGCUUACCUACAAAGUGUGGGAUACUCCUCCCUCUCUGGAAUCCAGGGCCCACCUGGCCCUCCUGGCCCUCCAGGACCUCCAGGCUUCUCAGGAACCGGUCUCCUGUCCUAUACUGACAUCACCAACAGCGAUGAGUUCAGGAGUGAGCUGAUCCAGUACCUGAAGAGUGAUGAAGUUCGAAGCUACAUCUCGGGGCCACCCGGACCCCCUGGGCCAAGGGGACCACCAGGACCCAAAGGAGACAGUGGCUUGAUGGCUGGGUCUAUGUCUUCAUCAUACCAAGGGUUACGGACUUCUGAGCGGAUGCAUGGAGAAUCCCUUGGUGCUGAGGGAUCCCAUGGGGGAUCACUGGGCACGGGCAGCUCAUAUGGCAGCUCCAUGAGCAGCAUGUCAUCUUACAGUGCCUCAAUGGGCAGCGAUGGCUCUUAUGAGACCUCCAUGGGCAAUGAUGGGUCUUUUGAUGGGUUGUUGGCAGAGGAGGAAUCACGCAGGAGAUCGAGUUCAAGCAGAUCCUACAGGAACUCCUUCUCUGGUUCCCUGGAUUACAAUGAGCUGGCACUCCGUGUGUCAGAGAGCCUACAGAGCCAAGGUAUUCUCCAGGACCUGAUGUCUUACACUGCGCAGGGACCCGCAGGUCCCCCAGGCCCUCCUGGUCCUCCUGGCAUCAGCCGGGUCUUCGCAGCCUAUGGCAACGUCACCGCAGACCUCAUGGACUUCUUUAGAACAUAUGGUGCCAUCCAGGGACCACCCGGUGAAAAAGGGGAGAGAGGUUAUCCUGGACCCAAAGGUGACCCUGGACCAAUGGGCCCACCCGGACGCCAUGGGCACCGGGGACCAAAAGGAGAGAAAGGAGAGAAAGGUGAACAAAUGUAUGUUGGCAGAAGAAAAAGAAGAAAUGUUGGGGUUUGAGGAAAGAGGCAGCUCAGUUCUGCACUGGGCAGCAUUCCCAGCAGCCUAUAGAGAAUUAGCUUGAGUCAUCACUGCCUUAAAGCUAACACAUCCCUGCCCACAGCUAACCACUUAGGCUUGAUAGUUCCGUGUUGCUGCAGAGCUUUGAAUGGCUCUUUUAUGUGUCAAGUAUGGCCCUGAUGUGGGUAUUUGCUGCUGUUGCUGAUGUUUGGCUUAGCACCCUGAGCUCCCAGGCUUUGGGCUGACAGCGAGCCGUGUCUGUCUCACCCAGUCCAGGCUUCUUGUAUUACUCCCAGCUAUCUAAAAUCCUGUUUUAACAACUAGCCAACUAUCCAGCAUAAAUUAAAAACGAAAGCAUCUAACCCCCACCAAACACAUGCCUUUAAGAGCUCAGAUUCAGCCCACAGGACAAUCAUCCCAGCCCAUCACUUGCUUUGGAAAGCAAUGCCCAUCCACCUGGCCUCAGGAGUGGGUUUAAUGCUCCAGGUGCAUUAAACCUGCUCGUGAGCACAGCUCCUUGGACAAGCUGUUACUGGAGGGGUGCAGACAGUGAUGGGUACAGCACAUAGAAGUGCUUCUGCCUGGGUCAGCACGUGC